AUGGCCGUCACAGACUCUCCGGAGUCCAAGUGCGAUGUGCUCAUUAUUGGAGCAGGGCCGGCUGGCAUGAUGAUGGCUACGUGGAUGGCGCGCAUGGGCAUCUCGGCCCGCAUUGUCGACAAACGCAGCACCAAGAUCUACGCUGGACAAGCCGACGGCGUGCAGCUGCGCAGUCUGGAGAUUUUCGACAGCUUCGGGUUCGCGGACCGUGUGUGGAAAGAGGCGAACCACAUGAUCGAAAUGUGCAUGUGGAACCCUGGCGAGGACGGCGUGCUCAGGAGGGGCGAUCGUGUGCCUGAUAUGCCGCCAGGGCUGAGCAGGUUUACCCAGAUCGUGCUGCAUCAGGGGAGGAUUGAGAGGUUCUUUCUGGACCAUAUCAAGAAGCACUCCAAAGAUGCGUUGAGGGUCGAGAGAGCGGUACUUCCGGAGUCGUUGGAAAUUGAUGAGGAGCGUUGCCAUGACCACUCUGCGGACACGUACCCCAUCAAGGUGCAACUGAGGCAUCUGACGGACGAGGAGGCCACACCAGCCCAGGCGAACGGGCAAACGGUGCACGACGGACUGUUCAGGAGCAACCUGGCGGACGACGAUACGGACGAAUUGAUCCAGAAGGGGAGAGAAAACAAGGGUGGGUUGGAGAGUGUCAGAGCAAAGUACGUGGUCGGCUGCGAUGGGGCGCACAGCUGGACAAGAAAACAGCUGGGAUUCCAGCUCGAAGGCGAACCGACAGACUUCAUCUGGGGCGUGCUGGACAUUGUGCCCAUCACCGAUUUCCCCGACAUUCGCAACCGCUGCGCCGUUCACAGCGCAUCGUCCGGGUCGAUGAUGGUGAUUCCUCGUGAGGAGAAGCUUGUGCGGCUGUACAUUCAGCUUACGGAGAUCAAGCCAGACGCGUCAGGGCGCGCGGACCGAUCGAAGAUCACGCCUGAGACCAUCAUCCAGGCUGCGCAGAAGAUCAUUGCGCCGUAUUCGUUGACGUACCAGUACUGCGACUGGUUCACUGCGUACCAGAUUGGGCAGCGAGUCGGCACCCACUUUGCCUACCAGGACCGCGUGUUCCUGACGGGCGACGCAGUGCACACGCACUCACCGAAAGCGGGACAAGGCAUGAACGUCAGCAUGCACGAUUCGUACAAUCUGGGGUGGAAGCUUGGUCUUGUCGUCAAAGGCGUGGCUCAGCCUUCGAUCCUGAAAACCUAUCAGUCAGAGCGGCGCAGGGUUGCUCAGGACCUCAUCGCGUUCGACCACAAAUUCUCACGACUCUUCUCGGGUCGGCCGGCCAAGGACGUCAUGGACGACGAGGGCGUCAGCAUGAAAGACUUCAAGCAGGCCUUCUUGGACGGCAACAUAUUUGCCUCUGGCCUGUCGGUGGAUUACGGCACGAGCAUGCUCGUGGCCAAGCCAGGUAGUUCAGCGGACCAAGGGGACGGCACCGACGUGUCGUCUUCGCACGACGACAAGGUGGUUGGGCGACAGGAGCUGGCGUCCAACAUCAAGCUGGGCGUGCGGUUCCCGAGCUGCCAGGUCCUAAACCAGUCGGACGCACGGCCGUGGGAGUUGCAGCAGAAGCUGAGGAGCGACGGCCGAUUCCGCCUCAUCCUCUUCGCAGGCAACGUGGUCGAAGGCCGGCAGCAGGCACGAUUGAGGGCGUUUUGCCAGCACCUGACCGCGUCCAGGUUCCUAGGGCCGCACGUGCACAAGAACAUUGCGCUCCUCACGUGUCACGCGGCGAAGCGCACCGAGGUGGAACUGCUGCGGGACUUCCCCGACGUGCUGCAUCCGUUCGACAGCAAGCUGGGGUGGGACUACGAGUCGGUGUACGUAGACGACGUCAGCUACCACGAGGGAUUUGGCGACGCGUACAGCAAGUACGGGGUGGACAAGGAGGCUGGGUGCGUGGUGGUGACGAGGCCAGACCAGCACGUGGGGCACAUUGAGUCGCUGGACGAGGAUGGGUUUGUUGGUGUGGAGGCGUAUUUCAAGGGCGUGCUUGCACCGUAG
Molecule: messenger RNA, 2001 nt
Organism: Ascochyta rabiei
Lineage: Eukaryota; Fungi; Ascomycota; Dothideomycetes; Pleosporales; Didymellaceae
Product: Phenol 2-monooxygenase (NADPH)
Exons: 4
Coding region: 1-2001 (666 amino acids)
Molecular function (GO): FAD binding
Source: RefSeq, a predicted model, not a curated record